Messenger RNA from Otolemur garnettii (small-eared galago), 1451 nucleotides. RefSeq names its product sarcoglycan zeta (gene SGCZ). NCBI's taxonomy places the organism in Eukaryota, Metazoa, Chordata, Mammalia, Primates, Galagidae. Gene Ontology annotation, biological process: cardiac muscle tissue development; heart contraction. Gene Ontology annotation, cellular component: sarcolemma; sarcoglycan complex. The coding region runs from base 1 to 900 and encodes 299 amino acids. The transcript has 7 exons. The record is from RefSeq and is a predicted model, not a curated record.
AUGACACGAGAACAAUACAUAUUAGCCACACCACAGAAUAACCUGCCAAGGACUGAGAAUGCCCAACUUUACCCGGUGGGGAUUUAUGGCUGGCGAAAGAGGUGCUUAUACUUCUUUGUCCUUCUGCUGUUGGUAACCAUGAUAGUUAACUUAGCCAUGACAAUAUGGAUAUUGAAAGUUAUGAAUUUCACUGUGGAUGGUAUGGGAAAUCUGAGAGUCACCAAGAAGGGAAUCCGACUUGAAGGUAUAUCUGAGUUUCUACUUCCAUUGUAUGUGAAAGAAAUUCAUUCCCGAAAGGACAGUCCUCUGGUCUUACAGUCUGACAGGAAUGUGACAGUGAAUGCAAGAAAUCACAGGGGACAGUUAACUGGACAGCUGACCGUAGGAGCUGAUGCUGUGGAAGCUCAGUGUAAAAGAUUUGAAGUGAGAGCCAGUGAAGAUGGCAGGGUGCUGUUUUCUGCAGAUGAAGAUGAGAUUACCAUUGGGGCUGAAAAGCUGAAAGUCACAGGGACAGAAGGAGCAGUGUUUGGGCACUCGGUGGAGACCCCUCACAUCAGAGCAGAACCAUCCCAAGACCUCAGACUUGAAUCACCAACAAGAUCCUUGAUAAUGGAAGCUCCCCGGGGGGUCCAGGUGAGCGCAGCUGCAGGAGACUUCAAGGCCACCUGCAGGAAGGAGCUGCAUUUGCAAUCUACGGAGGGAGAGAUAUUUUUAAAUGCAGAUACAAUCCGGCUGGGAAAUCUACCGACCGGCUCCUUUUCAUCUUCUUUACCCAGCUCCUCAAGUUCUCGACAGACUGUGUAUGAACUCUGUGUCUGCCCCAACGGCAAACUGUACCUUUCUCCAGCCGGACUCAGUUCCACUUGUCAGGCCCGUAGCAACAUCUGCUUGUGGAGCUGAAGCGACUGAUGUCUCCUCACACCAGAAUAGCCUUUUGUUCCUGUCCGUCUGCUUCACACUUCUGCUCGGUUUCCCUUGUGAUCAGUGAGAGCCGCUUCCGAUGAUGGUCCACAGAGCGACUUCUUCCAGCAUGAGCUGGGAUCUGCCGCCACCUGCUCUUGGGAGUCACAGCCCUGCUCAACCCAGAGAGUGUGAGUGACACAGCAGUGCAAAAACCGCUGUCAGCAGGACAACUGGAUCAUAACUUUUGCUCAGAAGGGAGAGUAACAUAGGUGCCUUUGCUACAUGCAGUGAAGCACACAGUUUUAGAUUUUUGCAGGACUUGGAUAUGAACUGCACAUCUAGACAUCACAUAGACAAAAUUCCCAGUGUCCAAUGGCGAGAUGAAAUGGUUAACCCUGUAAGAAAACCCACCCCACAGUCUCAAAGCACAAUUUUUCCAUUCAUCUUUUUUGGAUGUAGACUUUUAUCCCCAAAUUUUAAAAUUUUGAAACAUUCUGUAAUGCUUGCUUUACUAAAAAUUAAAUUCAGUACCUGGUUUUUAACGAAAC